AUGGCAACGAUGCCAAGAUUAACAUUGGUCCAGGCACUCAGCUUGACCACUGCACUCUUGCUUCGAUUGACUCCCGCCACUGCAUCGCCGCCGGCUUGGGAAGUCACAGCAUGGACUCCCUCGCAUGCAACCUUCUAUGGAGAGUACAACGGUGUCGAAACAAUGGGUGGUGCAUGUGGGUACGGUAAUCUGUGGUGGCGCGGAUACGGGCUCGAGACAGCUGCUCUGAGUGACACCCUGCUCAACAAUGGACUCACCUGUGGCGCUUGCUUCCAGCUGAAAUGCGACCUCGAUCAUGGCGGUUACAGCACCAGGUGGUGCUACAAAAACGUGGCUCCCAUCACUGUUACAGCAACCAACCACUGCCCUGCAAACUGGGCUCGUCCGACCAACAACGGAGGCUGGUGCAAUCCCCCACGUACACAUUUCGACCUGCCUCUCGUCAUGUUCAACCGGAUGGCACAACCAGUUGCUGGCAUCAUCCCGAUCGAAUAUCGCAGGUACGACAACAAUCCAGUCACCGAGUAUCAUAUCCUUUUGGCAGUAGAGGCAUCCACAUCCCAGUGCGAUUUGCAAUUUGUUUCCAGCACUCGCUACCGGCUCGUGGGCAGUUGA
Molecule: messenger RNA, 615 nt
Organism: Marchantia polymorpha subsp. ruderalis
Lineage: Eukaryota; Viridiplantae; Streptophyta; Marchantiopsida; Marchantiales; Marchantiaceae
Source: the annotation of a GenBank genome assembly